Molecule: messenger RNA, 982 nt
Organism: Ectocarpus sp. CCAP 1310/34
Lineage: Eukaryota; Phaeophyceae; Ectocarpales; Ectocarpaceae
Source: the annotation of a GenBank genome assembly
CGUGACACGCGCGCACUUCCUCCCUCUUCGCUCCGCAUCAGUAAAAAAAAAAAACGCAACGCGAGACUGGUACAGACCGCCGUAGAUUGCAAGGACAGCCAGGGCUACUGCUGUACACCCCAGCAGCAUCAUGUCUCAGGAGUCUUCCGCUUCAAGGGUCGAUGAUCCCGCACGGCACCACGACCCUGGACAGGGGGGGGUCGAGGAGGACGAAGAAAGCGACGAAGUAAUAUUUUCGUGCCGGCUGGACAACGCAGAGUCUAUCACCACAAUCCUCUCCUGCCUUAGCCACGGAACCCGCAAGGACCAGCAGGCCCAGUGCGAAGUGACGAAGGAGUCGAUGACCCUCGUGGUUUCGGGAAGAGCCAAGUACACACAGGCGCAGGGGUCCCUAGACAGCAGCCUGUUCCAGGAAUACGACUGUGUCGAGGGCGCCAAGUUCGGCAUCAACCUCACCACGCUGCUGGAGUGCCUGCAGAUCUUCGGUCGGGGCUCUCUCGCCCAGACGAGUGUCAGCAUGGCGUACCAGGAGGCUAGAGCGACGUUCCGCCUCACCCUGGAAGGGGGCGGGGUGUUCACGAGCUGCGAGAUAAGAACCAUCCACCAGGACGAGGAAGCCAUGAAGUUCUCGACCCUAGCCAAGGCGUUCGGCAGGAGCAAAGAGGUCUGCCGCUGCAUCCUCAAGGGGGAAGCGUUUCAAGAGCUGGCCGACUUGAACGGCGCUACGAGCGUAUCGGUGACCUUCGGGCAGGAGGCUACGCAUCUUCAGCUCUACGCCAAGGGCUCCAACGGCUCCAGCGAGAUCGACUUCCCGAAGAGCUCGCAGUCCUUAGUGUGCUUCGAAUGCACCGCGAGGGGGGUAUCGUGGGCCUUCCUCAUGACCGGCAUGGAGACCGGCAUGCGUGCCCUAGGGCACGCCAACGAGACGUACUUCAGAGUCAACGAGGAGGGCAUCCUCUGUAUACAGCAUCAGGUGAUAUGA